Molecule: messenger RNA, 7115 nt
Organism: Lolium perenne
Lineage: Eukaryota; Viridiplantae; Streptophyta; Magnoliopsida; Poales; Poaceae
Source: RefSeq, a predicted model, not a curated record
GCUCUCUUUUUCCUCUCACUCACACUCUACACUCUCUUUAUAGUAGCACUGCCAAAAGAAAUAAUACUACUGUAGUAAUCAGGUAUGAUACUUGUCUGCUUUCUUGGGAUUAGAUUUUGGUCUGUGCCUGUUCCACACAGGUAUACCUAGAUAAAAUACUGUGUUGCUUUAUGUCCCAACUGUUGUUUUCAUGGAGCUUUGCUGAUUAAGAGGAAAUAAGAAAUGGAUGUGGCAGGCUUUUAUUUUGAUAAUGGUGCCGCUAAUUCUCCACGCAUGCUUGGAAUUGUUAACGAAUCCACUCAUAAACUUUUUCCUGCUAACUUUGGCUAAUAGACCACCCAGCUCUGGCAGUGAGGAGAAGGAGCACGGCACAAGUAGCCGUUGUUGUUAGGACAUGGCGCCAUUAUUGCAGGGUAAACGUCCUUAACAGUGUCGGAAAGAUGAUGCUAUUACCCUCCAAAUGAAACUUUUCAAAAGUGAUCCGAGUACCUCAUCCAUACGAACCCCCCUUUCAACACCUACUAGGCUACUGUUACCCAGCAUGAUGAACAUGGCGCCCCUCACUUCUUUUCCUUGUUUUGCUUUUCCUGUCUUUUUCUUGGAUUCGUUGGUUCUCUCCUUUCGGUACUUCUACUUGCGCUAGGGACCGUUCAGUUUCCUCUCUGCUUUGGUUAAAGCCAAGGGGAACAGGAAAUCAAAGAAUGCCCCUCCAUUCCUGGUAUGGAACGGAAGAGGCACCGCACACACCUUUCUGAAAUUUCUACUCUGAAAUCUUGAGCUUAUACAAACAAUAAAGGACUGAUGGUUGUGUGAGAAUGCUUUUUUUUUUUUGAUAAUGAACGCUUUAUUACUCAUAAAAAAGUAAUUACACCCGACCUCUGCAUAGCUAAGAUGCACACAGCCGUUCAAAAAGUCUUAAAAGUCUAGAGUUCUAAAAAAAGACGAAUUACAUAUCAGACAUGAGCAAAUGUAAAACGCCUAAGGUGAAGACGGAGGUCCAAUCCGUAGAUUAUGUUGCUACCCAUGUAGGGAAAAAGUAUCUCUCGCCAUGUCCUUCAACCGUGUACAGACCUCCGUAAACAGGUCGCGGUUCUCCACCUUCUGCAGCGCAGUCCACGAACAAAGAGUAGCGGUACAUCUGUAGAUAACCUGCAAGGGAGAAUAAUUCUUGUCAAUAAAAACUUUAUCAUUUCUACACAGCCAUAGCGACCAUAUAUGGCAAGCGCCUCCACCCUAAUAAACGUUCUAAAUCUGUGAUCGAUCCUAUGAAGCCAAUUAUCGAAGAUGUUGGCCACACUAGUCGGAGGAUACAUAUCAGAAGCUAUUUGGAUGCAUGACCAUAUAGAUCUGACAAAGCGACAUUGGAAGAACAAGUGUUUAAUUGUCUAAUUGUGUUGACAAAAAACACACUGCGUACUCCCAUGCCAAUUGCGUUUCACAAGAUUAUCUUUGGUUAGGAUUGCUCCUCGACGCAAAUACCAGCCAAAAAUCUUAAUUUUGAGCAGUAUCUUCAUCUUCCAAAUCUUCUUGUUUUUGUCAACUGGUAUUUCCGUUGGAUAAUGACAUUGUACAAUGAACUUACAAAAUUUUUUCCAUUGGAUUGUAAGUUCUAACGAAAUUCAUCUUGCCCUUCAGACAACUGGAUGGAUUCCAAACACAACAGUAAGGCAUUCCAUGCAAGAAGUCUCGGACCGAUUAAAUCUCGUCUAAAUGUCGCUGUCGGAGAUGAGGUUGCCAUUACUAAUGUAAUGAUAUCACUUUUGCGACAAACAAUGCUAUAUAACGCUGAAUAUUGUUCAGAGAGAGGCCUAUUCCUUAGCCAUGUAUCCUCCCAGAACCAUAUCUACGAUCCAUCCUUAAUAAUGAAAGUACCAUAUCUGAAGAAAAAUUUCUUCGCUGCAAUUAGACCAUCCCAAAAAUACGAGUCUCCCGGUUUCCAAAGGAUCUGGGAUAACGAUUUGUGACCGAUGUACUUUCUUCUAACCAUGGUCUGCCAUACGCCUUCUUCAGUUAGUAGCUUAAAAAGCCACUUACCUAAUAAGCCUGAGUUCUUGACCUCAAGGUCGUGAACUCCUAGCCCACCCAUAUUUUUUGGUCGGCAUACGAUAUACCACUUGACCAGUAGAUAUUUCUUUUUUUUACUAUCCCCUUGCUAAAAAAUCUCGAUCUAUAAUAAUCGAGCUUGUGUAAUACACCUUUAGGCAAAAUGAAGAAGUAUAUCAUAUACAACACCAUAUUGGUGUGUAUUGAAUUAAUGAGAACCAAUCUUCCUCCAAGGGAUAGCAUUUUACCUUUCCAACUACUAAGUCUCUUCUGAAGUCUUUCCUCGACUAGUUUCCACUUAGCCAGCGUUAAUCGAUAAUGAAUCGGGAUGCCCAGCUAGUUGAUAGGAAACUGGCCUUGACAACAACCAAAUUAUUCCGAAUAUUCGGCGAUUGAGCCCUAGGCGUCGCCAAAACAGAACAAUUCACUUUUAUGGAAGUUUAUUUUGAGUCCCGAUAAAUGCUCAAAAGCAGCCAAAAUUAGCUUUAAAUUUCGAGCUUUUUCGAGAUCAUGUUCCAUAAAUAAAAUUGUAUGGUUGGCGUAUUGAAGGAUUGCUAAACCACCAUCUACAAGAUGUGAUAUCACUCCUUCAAUUUGACCAUCAUAUUUAGCUCGUUCGAUCAAUAUAGCGAGCAUAUCCGUCACAAUGUUAAAUAAAAGUGGUGAUAGAGGGUCGCUGACCAGAGAUUAACUUGUCAAUGCCUACGGAUUGUAGACUUAGGGUUUCGUAGAAAGUAGAGGGCAAGUAGAUCUCUAAGGUUUAGCCGAAAAGGUGCUCGACUCAGAAAAUAUGGUGUGUGUUGACAAUAGAUUCGAUCAUUUCUUUCACCCUUGGCUCCCCUUUAUAUAGGAGGUGGAACCGAGGCUUUCCGUGUCGUACAAGUUACAAACUGUUGAUAGGCACGUUGGGCCUUUCCUAUCUUGCUACACGAUUCAUAAUACAACUCUAUUUUCCUUGUCGAGGAUCUAUGGGCUUCUGGGCCUUCGAUUCUUCGGGACGUGGGCCUCCAGAUAACCUCGGGUACUUUACUCGGCAGACCCUUUCGGCAUGCCUAUGUCAAUAGCCCCCGAGAUUUUGAUUAAGUCAUAGAUUCGACUAAAAUCUCCAUCGUAGAACCAAACCGCAGGUUUACAGAUCUUUCAGAUUACCAUAAUAUUUUGCUCAAUGUAUAUAUAUUGUAAAGGGAUAAUGGUAGAUGGAGUUGGUUCAUCUGACGGAUCAUGUACCAGUUAACUGCUCUCGUGGCAAACCCACAAAAACCUACUUCAAGCUCAAGUCGCUUGCCUCAAACUCGGGAUACUGGCGUAAUUCGACACGCGCCGCUUAAGGAGUUAUCGUGAACCGAAUUCCAGUUAUAUUUUAUCGAGUACCUAACGCGUCCGCUAGGAUUUUUCUUCGCGUAUGUUGACAUGUAUAAUAGUGGAAGAACGCAUUCGGGUGCGGUACCACGCCACACAGGAUAGAUCCUGGGGUCUUACCUUCAUAAUCUAUUUCGAGUUACGACAUUCAGUAUCGCGGCGGACGCGCACUGAGAAUAUAUUGUCGAGUGCAUUUUUCGGCUGCUGGAAUUGUGUAUUUAUUCGAGUCGUCCCGUGACAUAAUGUAUUGAUCUCCCGAUGGAAGUACAUGACGAGUUAUGUAUAACUCGAAGAUGUACGAUGAAAAUUCUUCGUCUAUAGCUAUAUAUUGUCUUGAUAUUCUGACCUUUCUUCUUCCUCAUAUUUCAUCGGGUGCGCGACCAGUGCUCCCGAUAGGAGUAGCCCCCGAGGCUACAGCCGAGUGUUUGGACUUGGUUGUAGGCUCAUAUUUUGUUAUUUUGAUCGACUCCGUGUUUUUUCUUUCGCCACGUCAUCUUAUUAGAAGUAUAGACAACACUUCUGAUAAGAGUAGCCCCCAGCAUAUGAACAGAUGCUUGCAUCUGAGCAUAGGCUCUCGAGUUUCUUUCUAACGCUGCACUUCUUCAGAUCCUGAAGUUUUGUUGUCGCUAUAUUUUGUUUCACCAUUUGAAUUUUUCUCAAAUGACGUCGUUGCUGACGACAGCCACGAACACCCACCUUGGGAAGCCACGACUCCUGGCAAUCCACUGUUGCGUGGGUCCAAAAAUCUGCACAUUCGACACGUCGUGCAAGUGGGCCGCACACGUCCUCCGGAAUUCCCGUCACGCGCGCAGUAACUUCCCUCCAGUAAAUUUAGUGUGAAAAGACCUUUUACCCCUCGACGACAUGGAAGCUCAGGAUAUCCUCCUUUCUCCAUCCAACGGCGUAGCGUCAUCGUCUUCCUCUAUAAAACCAAAACCUACUCCUCUUUUUCCCCUUUCACUGCACCGCACAUCUUCUCCCCUAUUCAUCUUCUUCCUUGAGCAUCUCGCGCCCACUCUCUCAUUCUUGCCGUCCUUCUCCACGCUUUGCACCAUGCCGCCGCGCACCAAGCGCUGCACGUCUCGUGCCUCAGGCACCGGCGAUCCUAUGGAGCAGGCCAUGAUCUCUGGGUGGGAGAGGUCGAAGCUAUCCGCCCAUAAUCAUAAGAUGAUGAAGAAGAUGGGCUCGUUCAAUAAGGAGACCAUGCAGAUGCGUGGAGACGAGAUUUCCCCUCAUCAUCCGAUUUUUGGGUAACAUUCAUCGAUUUCCUCAUUCGCGGCCUCUCUGUCCCUGUCCAUGAAUUUCUUCGUGGCUUGCUUUUUGUCUAUGGGAUUCAGCUACACCAGCUGACCCCCAACUCUCUUCUUCACAUUUCUAUAUUUAUCACACUUUGCGAGUGCUUCCUGGGCAUCCACCCUCACUAGGGCCUUUGGAAACACAUCUUCUAUCUCCGGCGCAACAACUUGAACAGCGUCACCUACAAUGUAGGUGGCGUUAUUAUCUGCGUUUGUACGGAUGUCGAUUAUUUUGAUGUCAAAUUUGCCGACUCCAUCCAACGCUGGCGCAGGAAGUGGCUUUAUAUCAAGGAUGAGUCAUCUAACACCCAAGAAUAUGGCAUUGCGCCCUUUGACGCUGCCGAAGAAAUUUAGAGACACAGAUCCUGGGAUGCCGAGGUAACAGCCGAAGAAAAGGCGGCUAUUGAUGCUCUGAUUGCCCGUAUCCACGAGCUUCAAAACACCAAUGGGGUAGAACUUUUAGGUGUGCAAAUUAUUUCACACUUCCUGCGCAUCCGCAUCCAACCUCUUCAGGCCUGAAGAAAUCCUAUGUGGAUGUAUUCAGGUGCCGAAGAUUCCGACAGAGUCUCUGCCGAGCUUCCUUUGAAGGACUUGGAGAAACUGGUCCGCCACUUUACUUCGUUGAGGAAGAGUAACGAAGUUCAUUCUUCCUGUCGCGUGGAGCCCUUAAGUGGCAGCCACACCCUUCCCGAAGUAAGUAACUUGUCUUCGAGUUCUGUAACUAUUUUGUUGACUCUUUUAUGCUUUAAUUGUUUGAUAAUUUUAUUUUUCCUUCUCAUGCUUUCUAUCCUUAGAACCAUCAAAUCCUUUCCUCUCUUCCUCCACUACUUGAAAGUGGUGAAGUGGAUCAGCGAGCUGUUGUCCGUGAUGACUCGCAAGAAUCCUCCAUGCUGGAGAGCGAACCCGCAUAAUCUCAAAAAACUGUGGGUUCCUCUAAUGAAGAGGCAUAAUCGGAGCAAUGCUCUGACUCUACUCACUCCGUUUCUCCUCCUCCUGCUGCGUCUCUAGAUGGUCGCAAGAGGAAGAGGAACGUUGACGAAGAUUCUAGCGCAUCCAAACUCGACAAACCAGCUACCGAAGAAUCUUCUCCUGACGACCAAGAGGCCUUCGAUCCCUUCGCCAUGACCGGUGACGUUGGUUUAGCUGACAAGGAAGAGGAAGAAGAUCUCGAAGCUUACGUGCCAGCUCCUACGAGCAUCUCCAACACGUUGGUUCUUUCUGAGGAACAUCGUGUUGCGUCAGGAGCCUCGCCUCCCCUGCGGCAUAAAUCAGAAACGCCAACUCCAGUGCCCAGCCCCCAAGCGCCGAAGCCGAAGAAAUCUAAAACCGGGGCUGGUAGCACACAUGAGCUUGCCACUGGGAGUAUGUUGGGUCCUCCCCUUGAUGAUCCCUUGAUGAAGAGGUUGAUCGACAUAGGCUCCCACUUCAUCGGGUUCCGUGACGAGGCUGCAACUUUAAAAGAAGCGAUGCGUCAGGCUAAAGAGCGCGCUAACGCCCUGGAGGCCAAACUCAAGGUCAGUGAGGAGGCCAAGCUUAAAUCUAUCAAGGAGGCCAAGCUCAAAGCCGACGAUUUGGAAGCCAGGCUUAAAACUAGCGAAACAGCUCGUAAGAAGGCUGAAAAAGAUGCUUCCGGUGACGAAGACUUGCACGGAAGACUUCAAGCUGUUGAAACGCCUUGAGCGAUAAAGAGGCCACGCAGGCGCGAGAGUGCUAUAAUCAAACGCCUCGAGACGCAGUCCCGAAGAUUUUCAAGUACAACUAUCUUUCCCUUGUCCUUUCGUUUUGUCUUGUGCAAACCUUAUCUUUUGUUAUUGACGAAGUCCCGAUUUUCCCCAGCAGGGAAGAUGGGUGAGCAAUACACUUUGAGCCAUGAAUCGGAGGAUCGUCUUACAGACACUCUCGAUAUUCUUGAGCGAAACUGUGACUUGGCGCAAAAGUGCAUAGCUUCGGCACGGAAUGCUUUGAAGCGCGUCUUCCCUCACUUCUUCCCAAAGGAUGUUCAAGCCGAAGUUUUCGCCCAACUCGCCCAUCACUUCCUCGAGGGGGAUGAUCCAGCUUUGGCUUAUCGUCAAGCCAGCUUAAAGAUAGGAGUCGAAGGGACCAUUGCUCUAGUGGCGGCUAGCGGCCAGAAGGUCGACUGGGUACAAGCUGCGACUCCUAAGGGUUUGACUGCUGAAAAGUGGAAAGCAUUUGUCAAGGGUGCCAAGCUUUAUUCGAAGAAGCUCAUAUCCUUCCUCGACCCGAAAUAUUCGGCUUCUGCUAUCACUGCUCAACCGGAGGUCAAGUAGACCAACUUGCUCCUCCCUUGUUUAUCUUUUUUAUAGCUAGUGCUGCCUUUUGCUCCUCCCGAUCAUUAGUAUGGGCUUCUUAUAAGCCUCAUUUUGUAAAGACAUCGAUGUAAUAUAUUUUGACUAUGAA